Molecule: messenger RNA, 2357 nt
Organism: Ictidomys tridecemlineatus (thirteen-lined ground squirrel)
Lineage: Eukaryota; Metazoa; Chordata; Mammalia; Rodentia; Sciuridae
Source: RefSeq, a predicted model, not a curated record
GCCAGGUGCAAAAGGAAACUUUCUAUAGCAAUUUGUGGAUAUGAAGUUGAUGGAUGUGUCCUGGGUGCUGAAAGCUGUGUACCCUGAUCUGCAAGAUGGUCAUGUGUGUGUAGUAAAAACUCAUGAAACUUUAAACUAUGAUUUUAGACCUGUCUAUAUGUUAUACUUAAAUAAAAAAUUUACCUCUGCUUUCUUCCUCCCCCAAACUUGGGUGACAGUAAAUCUACUUCACUGGGCCUGUGUGAAUUGUUCUAGGUAGGUCAAAGGCUUCUGAAAGCUGAUGUAUGGUGGGUGGCAACGUCAGCUCUGCCUGUUAUGUUUUCCUCUUUCCUUCGUCCUCACCUUAUAUAGGGCACAUGGACCUUUUGCCAUGUGGACCAAGUGGCUCUCUUAUCAUCCUGGGGGUGAAAUAUAAGUAUAACCUUGUUUCUUCAAAAUGGAGCAUAUUUUUAUUCCCAACGCAGUUCUUAACAGUGACCUGAACAGCAGAGAUGACAUUCUUUGCUCUUAACUGUGAAGUUGGUGUUUUAGUCAGCUUUUUCACUGUGGUGAGUAAAGGACCCGACUAGAACAAUUGUAGAGGAAUAACAAUUUAUUUGGGGGCCAACAGUUUUAGUGGUCUCCAUCCAUAGAUAGUAGCUUCAUUCCUUGGGGCUCAAGGUGAAGCCGAACAUCAUGGCAGAAGAGUGUGGCAGAGGAACAGGGCUCACACAAAUAUCAGGAAGCAUAGAGCGUGCUCUCCACUUGCCAGAUACAGAUAUAUACCCCAAAGCCAUGAUGCCAGUGCCCCACCUCCUCCAGCCAUACCCCACCCGUUUUCAGUUACCACAGAGUUAAUCUCAUCAGGUGAUUAAUCCAUUGACUGAGUCAAGGUUCUCACAACCCAAUCAUUUCUCUGAACCUUCUUGCAUUGUCUCACCCAUGAGCUUUGGGGGAACACCUCCCAUCCAAGCCAUAAUAGUUGAUGAUGUCAACUUGUGAUGGACCUGCCUGUGGUUAAUGUAACUGUAGAGCCACUUACACCACUCACUCCCACUCAAACCUUAGCUUUCUAAAUGUCAGCUGUCAAUUGGGGCAGAUAAGCAGCUUGUCAAAUGGAGGUUGUAAGUUAAAUAUUUCUUGCAGAGAUCUUAGCAUACUGCGUGGCACAUAGAGAACAUUCAAUACAUGGGAACUGUUACCAGGCUGUUAGUAGCUGUGGAGAAAAUAUGUUUUUAUGAUAUAUGAGAGCAGUGGCGCAAAAUCACUGAUCCAACUAUCUUGACUUUUUUCUGACCCUAGGAGAAGGGAGAGUAGGCCUUUCCUUUAUCAGGCCAGAGAUGCCUCUCUUUGGGAAUAUAUUCAGUCCAAAGAAGACACCUCCUCGGAAAUCUGCUUCCCUCUCCAACCUACGUUCCUUGGAUCGUUCAACCCGGGAGGUGGAGCUGGGCCUCGACUAUGGAACCCCCACUAUGAACCUGACGGGGCAAAGCCUGAAGUUUGAAAAUGGCCAUUGGAUAACAGAGACAGGGAUCAGUGCGGGUGUGGACCGGAGGGAGGCUCAGCGCCUCCGCAGGCGGAACCAGCAGUUGGAGGAAGAGAACAAUCUCUUGCGGCUGAAAGUGGACAUCCUCCUGGACAUGCUCUCUGAGACCACUGCUGAAUCCCACUUAAUGGAGAAAGAAUUGGAUGAAUUGAAGAGCAUCAGCCGAAGGAGGAAAUGAAGACCCAGAGACAUGUGUCAGGAGACCGGGGAGAAUCCCACUGACCAGGGGAGAGGGUGUGGCUGAGUAGUUUGUUUUUUUAGCCAAACCAAUGGGUUUGGUCCUGGAUGAGAGCAUGAGCAGGCACUGGCACUCCUGGGCUGGCAGAAGGAAGGUGGUGCAUGGAGGAAGCCAAGAUGCCAGGCCAGGGCAGAUGCUGGGAAGGCCCACCAGGCACACUGCCUAGGGAUGCCACACCACAAGCAGACCCGGGGAGCUCUGAGGGCAGGACAAGCCUUUGGGUGCCCUCCACACGUGAGCGUACAGCUACCUGCAUCCCAGUCAUUCUGUUGGACAGACACUUUGGGGAGCAGCAGCUGGAUUUCAACAUCUCAUCCCCUUAUACUCACCAGUUUCAACCCGAUAUCCAGGGGCCUGGGAUGAGCAGCUCACUUGGUUCUCUGGCCUGCAGGCCACCUGCCUUCAAAGAACGCUCAUUCCCCAACCCAUGGUCUCCUCUGGCUUCAGCUUCCCAGCAUCAAGAGCUAGUCCUCAUGGCAACACUAUUUUUGUGCUAUCUUCCUGUCUACACUACUUCUUUUUAUUAAAUAGUGUUAAAUAAUGUCUCUGUGGCCAAAAUGACUGAAAAAAGCAGCCUCUGUUCCGCAAGAAGUA